GCUGGUGGCUAUGCCUGGACCGACUUAAGGAAGGCUUUUGAAGCUCGUUUCCAAAUAAAGCAGUACAACACUGCAGAGCUAAGCACACUACUAUCUUCUGCAAGUUUUCAAUCAGGAGUACUAAACUGAAUUUUUUUCAAUUUCAUAAUUUUCAAUUAACUAUAUAUUCAUUUAAAAACAUUAUAAAUUUAUUUUUGAUUGCAUGUAAUCACGUGGCUGUGAUCGAAAGGGGAUUGACUCAUAUAUCUGGGUACAAAAUGGAAAAUCUAAAGUAAUAUUAUAAAUGUGUUUUUUUUAUAAAAACUUUCUUUUACCCUUUUGUUUAAAGAUUAACUUUGUACUGAAAAGACUUGGAUAGAUUGAAAGGAGAAUGAAAAGAUGUUCAUUCUAGUUCAAUAUUGUCAAGUAUAUAUAUAUUGUGUUAAUCUAAUAUCAAAGAAAACUAGUACCUUGAGAUUCUAGGGGAGGUUCAUAUAAGCAUACUAAAAACCUUCCUAGUAGGAUAAGAGGGUAAGAGUUUUAUUUUAUUGUAGGUCUGUCAGAUGCCAGCUGCCCCGCCCAAGGGAUGGGUGCCAGAACGGGUAUAUCGCUGCUUGGCCCAAUUUGUUUCCAAGCAAGAUUGGGAACUACAUCGUUCAAAUGCGCAUUUGGCCACCGUCGCCUGUGGGGUGGGAGAUUGUUCGAAGAUGUUUAUCCCUACCCAGGUUGAGGAGCUCGCAUUCCAUCGGCGGAGGCACCUUAAUCUGGGCGCUGGUGAAGAGGUCAGUGGUGAGCCGUCAAGGAAGAGGAAGAGAGAGGAGGGGGAUGGCACGGGCCAGGAGCUGGGGGUCGAUCCCGCAUCGAUCUCGACGCCCAAGCUCCAAGCCUUUGUGCAUCCCCAGGAGGAGCAACAACAUGAAGAGGACAACCAGCCCCAAACUCGGGGCCUGAGGGCAGAGAGUGUUGGCCCCAUAUUAGGCAAAUGCGCCAGCGAUGUAGAGAGGUUGCUAAGAGGGCCAGGGGCAGACCUUGGUGAUGUGAACAUUGACAAUGUGGACAUCGACGAAUUGCUUAACCUUGUUUGAUGUGCAUGAUAAUGUUUUAGCGUUUUAAACGCACGCGUCCUAUCGAUGAAUACAUUAUUAUUCAUUUGAAAUAUUGUUUUCUGUGAUUUAAGCACUAUUAACGGCUGCUAUCAAGUGGUUAUAAUGAUGAUUUUAUUUCUGUGGUUGAGGACAACCAUUAAUAUUUUAAGAGGGGGGUAGUUGUGUGAGUAAUAACACAUAGUCUAAUUCUUAUCUUUCUCUUAGCCACAGAUUAAUAUAAACAACAUUAUUAUUGGAGACAAGGAACAAGUAUCUCAUUUAUAAACAAACUUGCUUUUCCUUAUGAUAUGAACAACUAUGCCAGAAUGCGACGUUUGUAUGCCAAUUGAGACACAUUUAUGCCAAAUCAUAAUUGAGCGUAUUCCAAACUCUCUUUUCCCAAGGAAUACCAAAAUACCGCAUUCGCUAUACUGAGCUAGAAAUAUUGUAAACAUACAAUCAACUCUGUGAAAUCAUAACAAUCACAGAGGUGAUUGUGUAACAAAUGUACUGUCUAUUUGUAUAAA
Molecule: messenger RNA, 1591 nt
Organism: Owenia fusiformis
Lineage: Eukaryota; Metazoa; Annelida; Polychaeta; Sabellida; Oweniidae
Source: the annotation of a GenBank genome assembly